Molecule: messenger RNA, 2402 nt
Organism: Cryptococcus deneoformans JEC21
Lineage: Eukaryota; Fungi; Basidiomycota; Tremellomycetes; Tremellales; Cryptococcaceae
Product: DNA binding protein, putative
Exons: 11
Coding region: 14-2311 (765 amino acids)
Biological process (GO): mismatch repair
Cellular component (GO): MutLalpha complex
Molecular function (GO): mismatched DNA binding; ATP binding; ATP hydrolysis activity
Source: RefSeq, a predicted model, not a curated record
CACGCAACAUGCCAUGUCAGAGGAUUCUAUGGACAUCGAUCUACGGCCAGAAGUAGAAGAAAUUGAACCCGAGGGCCCGAAACCCAUACAUAGGCUUACAAAAGAUGUCAUCAACCAGAUCGCUGCUGCCGAGAUUAUUCAUCGACCGUCAAAUGCUAUCAAGGAGCUCCUUGAAAACUCUCUAGAUGCAGGCUCUACAUCUAUCAAGAUUUCAGUCAAGGAUGGAGGUCUGAAGCUCUUGCAAAUCACCGAUAACGGUCAUGGCAUCAACAAAGAUGACUUGCCCCUUCUUUGCGAGCGCUACGCGACUUCAAAGCUGCAAAAGUUUGAGGAUCUCCAGUCGUUAGGGACAUAUGGCUUUAGAGGCGAAGCUCUUGCAAGUAUAAGUUACUGCAGUCACGUCGAAGUUGUUACGAAGACCAAAAACGAGGGGUGUGGCUGGAAAGCUCACUAUCAAGAUGGCAGCUUGAUCCCAGCAAAGCCUGGAGGUACCGCAGACCCGAAGCCAGCGGCUGCCAAUGACGGAACGGUCAUCACGGCUGCAGACCUCUUUUACAACAUGCCACUUCGUAAGCGGGCAUUCAAGUCAACCUCAGACGAAUAUAACCGUAUUAUCGACGUGGUCACCAAAUAUGCCAUUCAUAAUCCUCACGUUGCGUGGGUAUGCAAAAAGGCCGGCACUGCUUUACCUGAUGUUGCCACCCAGGUCGGUUCGAAUACCAAGGCGAAUAUCGCGGCACUCUACACAUCCGCACUGGCCAAUGAGUUGCUAGAAAUACCAGAGUCUGAACUGCAGCCUGCUAGGCUAGGUGCAAAGCUAAAAGGCUGGGUGAGUAAUGCGAAUAGUAGCUGGUCGAAGAAGGGGGGGUGGUUACUUUUCAUUAAUAAUAGGCUAGUCGAUUCGAACAAGUUGAAGAAAGCUGUAGAAGGCCACUACACCUCGUACCUCCCAAAAGGUGCUUCGCCCUGGGCAUAUCUCAGUCUGCAAAUUGACCCCGCAAAAAUUGACGUGAAUGUACAUCCCACAAAGUCAGAGGUCCGUUUUCUCAAUGAAGAUGAAAUUGUCGACGCUGUCGUGCAAGCCGUUCAAACCGCUCUAGAAGGUGCCAACCUCUCGCGUUCUUUCACCGUUCAAACUCUGCUUCCUGGUGCCCCUACACCUUUAGGAAAACGUGAAAGUUCAAAUUCCACUAUAGCAUCUGCAUCAUUCUCUACCCGCAAAGCAGCUCCAAACUAUAAAGUCCGCAUGGACCCGUCCAACCGUACCCUCGACUCCAUGUUCACUGUCAUUGACCCCUCCCAACUCUCCGGUUUUGUCGAAGACGGAGAAUUGCAGGAACAAGAACGACCUUCCAAAAGGAGGAAUGUUGAUCCAGAAUUUCAAGGUGAUGAGUCCAUAGUACUGGACGAUGAUAACGACGACGAGGGACAAGCAGAAGAAGGGGAAAGAGAACAAGUUUUCGCGGAUGAAGGGGAAAGUGCGAAAGGGAAAGCGAAGGAGAUUGAGGAGAGCGUAUGUCAUUUUACAAGUAUCCAAUCUUUGAGAAGGGCAGUCAAGAGGGAUGGAAAUGCUGAGCUUCACGAGAUCUUUCAACGGCAUGCUUUCGUCGGAGUUGUCGAUCGAUAUCAAUGCCUUUCGCUUAUCCAGCAUAGCACGAAGCUAUUCCUUGUCAACCAUGGCUCAUUGGGUGAUGAACAUUUUUAUCAACUUGGUCUUCGGCAGUUCGGCGCAUUUAACCGUAUACGCCUUGAUCCUGCCCCACAGUUGAAGGAGCUUUUGACGUUAGCGGCAGAGGACGAGCCUGGGCUGCUUGAAGCAGGGUUGGAGGUAGAAAGUGUUGUGGAUUAUAUCGCAAGCUUGUUAAGAGACCGUCAGGAAAUGCUGGACGAAUAUUUUUCCCUUCUCAUUACUGAAGACGGAAAAGUGGAGACCCUCCCUAUGUUGUUGAAAGGAUAUACUCCGAAUUUGGAUCGGUUGCCUCACUUCUUACUAUGCCUUGGAACACAAGUGGACUGGGAUAAUGAAAAGGAAUGUUUCCAAACUUUCCUUCGCGAACUCGCAUUCUUCUAUUCCCCUCGGCCUUUUGAAGACCAACCCCCUCCACCGCACACUAAAGAUGAAAACAUGACCGGAGACGAGUUAGAGGGUGUAGAGCCCACCCCGGAAGAGAUUCAGCAUCAGCUCUGGCAGCUCGAGCACGUCUUGUUCCCCAGCUUUAGACGGCACACAGUAUGGCCAAAGAGCUGUAUGACGCAUGUCAAUCAACUGGCCGAUUUGCCGGACUUGUUUAGGAUCUUUGAAAGAUGUUAAAGGGGUUUGUCGCGCCCGGUACUUUAUAAAAGGCUAUGUGGGAGCUUCUUGUGCAAUUUGACAAGUAUAAUUGCCAUGCAUUCAAUGUUUA